This is a messenger RNA of Tremella mesenterica DSM 1558, 2025 nucleotides long. RefSeq lists its product as uncharacterized. The transcript is spliced from 2 exons. Lineage: Eukaryota; Fungi; Basidiomycota; Tremellomycetes; Tremellales; Tremellaceae. Gene Ontology annotation, molecular function: RNA polymerase II cis-regulatory region sequence-specific DNA binding; DNA-binding transcription factor activity, RNA polymerase II-specific. The record is from RefSeq and is a predicted model, not a curated record. Gene Ontology annotation, biological process: regulation of transcription by RNA polymerase II. The coding region runs from base 1 to 2025 and encodes 674 amino acids.
AUGACAUCUUACGCUACACCUUAUUACCCCCAUCCUCCUGGUUCUUCACACGAUACCCCUACUUCAACACCUGUUAAUCCUACUUCCUCUCAUAAUCUACCCCAACCUGAUCAAUCACCAGAAAGACUCCACUCAUCUGGUUCUUUCCCCAAAGGAGCACCAUUACCACAAUCACCUCAUGUUUUCUCACAUGAUAUUCCUCAACCCCCUUCUUCUUCUCACGGUUAUCCACCUCCUCAACAAACGAAUCAAAGUUCUGGUCCUGGUCCUACUCCUGGUUCCAACCCUGUGAAUCAAACACAACCUCCUAUCACACCUAUCAGUGGUAAUUAUCCACCUCAACCUUCCACUUAUUACGGAUUAUCACAAACUCCUAAUCAAACUCAGGAACACGUACCUUCUCCCCCACCCACUAGUAGCGGUCGUGUACCUCCUCAAGGGUUCACACAAGAAGGUCAGGUCGUUGUUCCUGUAGGUAUAAGUGGUGGUAAAAUGUUUCGUUGUAGGGGUUAUGGGGAUUGUGAUAAAGUGUUUACUAGGAGUGAACAUUUGGCUCGACAUGUCAGAAAACAUACAGGAGAAAGACCUUUCCCAUGUCAUUGCGGGAAAGCUUUUUCUAGAUUGGAUAAUCUUCGUCAACAUGCUGCCACUGUUCAUGCGGAUCAACAACAACUCAACGAAGCUAUGUUAAAUUCUCUCGCUCCCGUUCACGCAGCUUUAUCACAACGUGCGAACAAAGAACAACGAAGAAGAGGUGAAGUGGUAGAAGUUCCUAAAAACGCAAUCGAACGUCCUAGACAUAACGAAAUUCGAGUUAAAACUUCUCCAACUCAACAAAACACUUCAUAUCCUCCAUAUCAAGAAACGAAUUGGACGAUACCUCCACCUCCUCAUUCACAUCCUCAUCCUCAUCCUGGAUCUAGACCACGUACAAGUGGAAGUGGGGUUGGUAGUAAUUACGAAUAUUAUCCUCCACCUCCACCUCCAAAUGUUGAAAAUGUAGUUGGAGAAGAUCCUUCUGGUCCAAGUCGUAGAUAUCCACCUUAUGGAUAUUACGAACCUAGACCACCUACCGCACCAGGAACAGCAUCUUCAACUGAUUCAAUUUCACAAUUACCAUAUCCUUAUAGACCAAUGUCAUCAAACGGUAGAGAAUUACCAGUACCAUCACAUUAUACAGAUUCAGAACCACCUUCUACCGCUCAUGGUCCACCACCACCACCACCACCACCUCAAUCUCCAUUAUAUCCUUCAAACGUACAGAGUAAUAAUCAAAGUUCAAAUCCGAAUUGGUCUUCACCAACUCAUUCGAAUUAUCCACCUCAUGAAGUUUAUCCACAAGAAGGAUAUCAAUAUCCACCUGAACAUUAUCCUCCUCCGUCAGGAUAUACAUAUCCACCACAAUCAUAUUAUCCACCACCACCACCGGGUUAUACAGGUGGAUAUCAUGAUUCACCAUUUCAAUAUAAUACUUCUUAUCCUCCUCCACCUCCACCACCACCAUCACAAUCACAUCUUCAUUCAGAUCAACAACAACAACAUCCUCAUCCACAUCCACAUCCCCAUCCCCAUCCUCAACAAACCCCUAUACAUCCUUCGAAUUCACAUGAACUACAAACUCCUAGUGAAAUUCCAAAUUCGGAAAUACAUCAUCAACAAUAUUCACGUAAACGUCGUAAUGAAAAUCCAUCGGAAAAUUCAAGGAAACAACCUAGGAACAGUAACGGUAAUGGUAUUGUCCAACACCAACAUCAACAACAACAACAAGGAAAUAUACCUCAACAUCUAAACGAAGCAAUGUCAAAUCGACAAGAACCUCUUUGGUUACCACCAGCUUCAGAGAGAAGAUCAUCUUUAGCUAUUUCAGCUUUGUUAGGUUCACCACAACAAGCUCCUAGAUCUAGACCAGCUACGGGUACUCAAGAAUUUCAAGGUGGAUAUGGAUACGGACAUGGACAUGAAGAUAAUCAAGAGGAAGGGAAAGAGAAGGAUAGACAAGGUGAGAAUAAGGCGGUUUUGGCGUAG